UCAGCACUUGAUUUCUAAGUUCGCUGAUUAUAAUCCGUCGGUCUCUCACCUCUUGCUCAACAUGAGCGUUACAGCAAACUAGCGCGCUAAGCUUACGAUCCGACAGCUUGCUCACGUCCACGUCAUUUGCUGACAACACAGCAAUCGAUGUCAAAUCGCGGGAAGUAAAAUAACAUACCAAGGUCAAUAUUCCCCCUUAUUAUCCGAUCACACAGUACUUUGAACAGAGCAUUCCGCAGGUCUCUUUAUUACAAUGCCCACCGCCACGGUUCAAGAUUCUGCGCCAGAGCAUCACAGACUCGCUAAAACGAAUGGGGCCCACAAUGGCUCCUUUAGUCCUGCUUGGGUGCCUUCUCGAGUAGAAGACGCCACACUAGGAACCACUGGGUUCUCCUUUGAUACAGUAGAGGAGGCACUUACCGCAUUCGCGCGUGGUGAACCUGUUGUUGUUAUGGAUGACGAGCGAAGAGAGAACGAGGGUGAUAUAAUUAUUUCCGCGAGUCAGUGUUCCGUGGAAGCCAUGGCAUGGAUGAUCAAGCAUACGAGCGGGUAUAUCUGCAUCUCUCUUCCCGAGGAGCGUCUCAAUGAACUCGAAAUUCCCAUGAUGGUUCCCGAAAACCAGGAGCGACACAAAACUGCUUACACCAUCACCAUAGACUACAAGCAUGGCACAACAACUGGCAUUUCCGCUCAUGAUCGAUCUCUCACCGUGCGGAAGUUAGUCGAUCCCACUUCGACUGCAUCCGAUUUUAGUCGUCCAGGGCAUAUGGUGCCUUUGCGAGCACAGAACGGUGGCGUUCUAGAACGCAGAGGUCAUACGGAAACGGGUGUCGAUCUCUGUGCCCUUACCAAUCAACCUCUAGGGGGAGUGUUAUGCGAGCUCGUGAAUGACGAUGCGUUGGGCACUAUGGCGCGGCGCGAUGAUUGCCGAUCGUUUGCCGAUCGAUGGGGCCUGAAAAUGAUCAGCGUGGAUAUGCUGGUACAGUACAGAAUAGCAAUGGAGAGCAAAAGUAGUACGACAUCAUGACGGAUAAAAGGGAUGUGUACUGAUUAGUGUAUACUUAUAUAUAGAGCAUUGUACACCGACCACACUCUAGACAUCCAUCCCCUCAGGGAUUCCAUGGAAAAGCUGAGGGAACGUAUUUAAGAUCCUGAGAUCGCUGUCCCCAAGAUAAGAACACUAUCUUUGACCAUGAUAUCAAGAUCGUAGCGACGGCCCGCCGCCAGUCCCCGACUCCCUUGA
Suillus subaureus is the source of this 1243-nucleotide messenger RNA. RefSeq names its product 3,4-dihydroxy-2-butanone 4-phosphate synthase. Gene Ontology annotation, molecular function: 3,4-dihydroxy-2-butanone-4-phosphate synthase activity. Gene Ontology annotation, biological process: riboflavin biosynthetic process; aerobic respiration. The record is from RefSeq and is a predicted model, not a curated record. NCBI's taxonomy places the organism in Eukaryota, Fungi, Basidiomycota, Agaricomycetes, Boletales, Suillaceae. The coding region runs from base 254 to 1027 and encodes 257 amino acids. The transcript has 3 exons. Gene Ontology annotation, cellular component: cytosol; mitochondrial intermembrane space.